Molecule: messenger RNA, 2910 nt
Organism: Pediculus humanus corporis (human body louse)
Lineage: Eukaryota; Metazoa; Arthropoda; Insecta; Psocodea; Pediculidae
Product: synaptonemal complex protein, putative
Exons: 14
Coding region: 1-2910 (969 amino acids)
Biological process (GO): regulation of mRNA stability
Cellular component (GO): cytoplasm; nucleus
Molecular function (GO): poly(A) binding
Source: RefSeq, a predicted model, not a curated record
AUGGAGGGAAUCGGAUCGGAAGUUAGUCAAAAAAUAAGGGCUGCCAUAAAAGCCAAGCUUAUAGAAUUAGGAGCUUAUGUUGAUGAUGAAUUACCUGACUAUAUAAUGGUUAUGGUUGCUAACAAGAGAACAAAAUCACAAAUGGAUGAAGAUUUACAACUUUUUCUAACAUCAAAUACUAAAACAUUCACAUCAUGGUUACAUACAGUUCUUCAAAAACUCCAAGAAGUUACCGUUGCUACAUUUGAUGAAGCUUUUAAUAGAGUCGAUGAUGUAUCGAAACAUAAUCCAAUCACAUUGGAGUGUGAUGCCGAUAAUAAAUCAUCGAUAGAUAAAACAGAUGAAUUUUUAAAAAAUUCUUCUUUCAACAAUAAAAAAUCUCAAUUCAUAUCAGAUAAAGAAACAAAUGAUUUAAAUGUAGGACAAAAUAAAAAUGAAGAAAAUUUAUUGAAAACUUCUUCGGUAAAUAAAAAUACAACAGAUGAAAAAACAGAAGGUUUGAAAGAAGAAAAUAAUUUAAAAAAAGGACUGAUUGAAGAUGAAUUUAAUAUUGAACCAUUACAACCAGCAGAAAAAUUUUGUACAGAUGAACAAUAUAUAAGUUGUGUUGUGAAUGUCGAUAAAGAUUCAAAUUAUUCUACGAGUCAGAAAUCAAAAUCCGAUGAGGUAAUAAUAACAAUGGCGAAAAAUAAUAAAUCCGAUUCGGAGGAAUCAAUGUCACCGGAAGAAAUGAGAAAACAAUUAUUAUUAAGUAGAGCUAAAAAAAAAUUAGAAAAUAGUAAAUUAGCCGAUAGAAUGAGAUCUAAUUCACCCGAUGUAUUAGUCAUAGAAGACGAUAGUAAAAAUAUCGAAAAAGAUUUAUGUUUUUCUUCAAGUCAACAAGAUAAUUACAAACCGUCCACCGUCGUCAAAUCAACGCUUCCAUAUUCUUCGAACACGUGUAAUAAAUAUUCGGAUUUAUCACCCGAUCGUAAAAAAUUUUCAUCGUCCUCUCAUUUAAGAAAAUCUCCGGAAUCUCCGACUCACAGGCACGGUGGUAUAAGUGAAAUGUACAAAACGAAAGAAGUUAAAGAAAGGAACAAAGACGAGAGCAAAAGGAAAAAAUUUUCAAGGAGUUCAUCAUCCAAAGAUAGGAAAAGUAUUUCAUCUCAUUCGAUAAACGACGAUCGAGAAUUAGAUAAAAAAAAUUUAGCAGAAGACAAAAGGAAAAAUAAAAAUAUAAUUAAAAUAUCGGAAAGUUUGGAGUUGGAAAAAAAUUUCGGUGUUAAAAAGGAAAAAGAUAGGAACAGGGAAAAGGAAAAUUCGACGAACAAGAAAAAAUCAUCGAUAUUUUCCAGAGUUGUCACAAUAACCGGACCGGAAGCUCCAGAAAUUUCAAGCAUAGUCAAAGUUAAACCGAGAGAAUUUAUUGCCAAAGACAAACAAGCUAACAAAGCAUUAAUAUUAAAAGCCGUUGCAGAUGCUGAGAAAUCCAUAGCGACGAUUAAUACGAGAAUCGAACCGGAAACGGAAAUGAAAAGGGAAGCACUUUUCACUAAAAAUUUAAGGGGUAAAAGAUUUGAAAAAUUAGCCGUCACACUAUCGAACAUUCGAAAAAGUUCCGACAGAUCGGAUAGUAAAUUGGGAUCGGAAAAAAGUGAUAAAUCCAGGUGUAAAUUGGACAGUUCGGAAAAAUCAAAAGGACUCCGUGGGAAAUCGGAUUUGAUGUCGAGAGAAAUGUCAAAAAGUGAAGAUCAAUUUAUCAGUAGCAAAACGACGAUUAUGGAAAAAAAUGAUAAAUAUAUCAGGUGUUGGCUCGAAGGAGUCGAAAAGGCUGUGAAAGAUGAGGAAAUGGUUAAUCCAGACGACAUGGAAGAUCUUAUAAUUCAAACAACCGUAUCGAACGAUGAAAUAGAAGAAUUUAACGAAAACGACAACGCAGACGACGACGCCGCCGACGACGGUGACAAAAUGGAAAACGAUGGUAAGAAAAGGAAAAAAAUUUCAAGUUCGAACGUUUUGGAGAAAAAUUUCAACAAAAAUCAAAAACUCACGGAUCAGGAAAUAGCAAAUUUAAGAGUCAUACCUGAUUCGAAGAGUAAUCAUCAUCAAGACGGACCACAAAUCGUCGUCACGUUAGACGGACUCGAUUCGAAAACUAUAAAAGAUAUCAUAUUGAGAAAUAAGCAAACCGUAAACGGUCCCAUAUUGAAUUCGUCUAAACGAUUACUCGCGAGAGAAAGAGAAACGGAUAAAAGAAAUAAUAAUAAUAAUAAAUCCUCGGAUUUAAGGGAGGCAAAAGGAAGUGAAUCGUGCGUGAGAAAAAAAACGAACGUGGAAAAGAUAAGCGAUAGAUUCGGGAGAUUGAAUAACAAUGUGAAUAAAUGUAACGAAGAAGAAACGGAAAAUUCGGAAAACGAUGUUGAAGUGACGGCGACGAGUAGGAGUCGUGCGACGGAUAAAAAAAUGUCGUCGAAUUCGAAAGAAAGUAAAAACAGACAGCUCAUUGCUCAACUGUCGGAAAAGUUUGGAAAAGUCGAUAGGGAUUUCGUGAAUAAAAAGCGUAAAUACGACGGAGACGACGAUAGGAAAUAUGGGAAAAUUCGGGAACCGAAAAAAUUGGACAGGAGGGAUGACGACAGGAAUAAUGGAAAGUACAAAAAAUCCGAGAGGAGGAGGACGAGAUCGACGAGAGACGACGAAUCCUCUCCUUCGCGUCCUCCGGUUCGGAGAAGAACGAGUUCGUCGACGAGUUCCGCACCACAAGUCUGUUGUAAAUUUUAUCCGAAUUGUAAAAACGUCGACUGUCGUUAUUUUCAUCCGAAAAAAUGCCGGUUCGACACGGAUUGCACAAAUCCAGACUGCAAAUACGUUCACUCCGAAAAGAAGAUUGUCGGAAAGAAAAAAUUCAAGUGGUAUUCAAAAUCUUAG